Molecule: messenger RNA, 3283 nt
Organism: Anopheles arabiensis
Lineage: Eukaryota; Metazoa; Arthropoda; Insecta; Diptera; Culicidae
Exons: 7
Coding region: 637-2856 (739 amino acids)
Molecular function (GO): protein binding
Source: RefSeq, a predicted model, not a curated record
GCUUAUCUCUAUAGCGUUAGUUUGUCUCAAACUCUUGUGAGACAAUGUUGUGUGGGAAAACACCAACAGUGCCAUACAACAAUUGUUCAAAGCCAAAAAUAAAUCGGAGGAAAAGGAAAAAAAACACAACCUAAAAAAGUGCUCAUCAGUGUUUCUUUUGUUAAUCAUACAUUAAGAAGGAGAUAAUAAACAUAAAAAACCGGAAGUCGUCAUCAUUUAAUUACUCUCACUGCUUGGUUCUCACGUAGCUGCGUUAUACAUACAAUUACAUACAUUUUAAAAAGUGCAUAAAACAGAUUAAAUGUUAAAGCAUACUGUAAAAAUGCUGUACAACAUAAAUGAAGAGGAUGCUGCUUGUAUCAAGAAUGAUCUGCUCAAUAGUUUUCGAUUCAAAAGACACGCUGAAUUCACACAAAUCCUAAAUCGAACAAAAAAUUCUGCACUAAAACCAGCCAUCGUACAAUCUGUGUUUGAGGCUGCUUUAACCGAGCCAAACAGUAAAACAUAUCUACAAGCAUGUCUAGCUCAUGGAGCUCGGGUUAAUAAGGUAAUAAGUAAUGAUGCAUAGUCCGUUCCACAUUGAGCGUGAUCACAGCGAUUUUGGCAGUUUUGCAACAAACUGAUGGGGCUAACAGCAUGAAAUCCGGCCGAGGGGAGUACCCGAUACAUUUAGCAGCAAAGUCACGAGACAUCAACAAUAUAGAGCUACUGCUAAUACGGCACGAAGUCAACGUUAAUCAACUGUCCGAUGAUGGCAAUAGCGCAAUUGAUUUUAUAUGUCCAUCACACGCUGACGAACUCUCCGCCGAUACCUUCGCCAAAAGUAUUGAAUGCAUAAAUCUGUUACUCAAACACGGGGCCACUAUAGAUACCUCUAACCUAGCGAAACGUUUAGCAAAGUUGAAGCAGGAAACCGAGAUCCUGGCUGAAUUUAUGCAAGGAAUUGAACCCUUCGUAACGGUGGCUGCAAGUGGCUUACCUGAGACUGAGACUGAGACUGUGUUAUUGGAGAAUGCCAUCACCUGUGGGAACUUGGAGAGGGCUAAACAUAUCAUUGAAUCGCACGCAAGCCCACAAACCUCACCAUACAUAUCCAAGAAAAUACUUACCAUUUGCUUUGAACGCGGAUGCUUUGAAAUGUUGGAAUACAUAUUCCAAAUACUCCCAGCGGCUGGAAUAGAGUCCCGGAUAACCAAGAAAACAUUGCUGUCGUUUUUGGUACAGCGUGUAACUGGAUCGGAUCCCGAGUGUCGGUUUUUCAAAUGCUUAAAGCUAUGCCUGACCUAUCCUCAAUUCGACAUCGACGAAAGAAAUGGUUGGGAUUAUACUGCUUUGCACUAUGCGGCCACCUUGAAACUGAAGCACGUGCAGGAGCUGCUCCUUCAGAAAGGUGCUUACAUAGGUGGAAGGGACAUAUCUGGCGUUUACACGAUUAGCCAAAUCGACCCACUGGUGCUGGUGCGACACUUUGAUUCCUGUGUCUACACUAGCCCCAGGAUAGCGGAUGAGCAUGGUGCAAACUCACCUAUUGUUUACGUCAUGUUGAGCAAUUUUGCUCCCCUCAAACACGAGGAAAACAAUGCGAGUCCUAAAAGCAAAUCAAAUGUAGAUGUAUCGUAUAAAAGCAUGCGACCUGCAUUGAUGGAGUUCACCAAUGUGUCCAAAUUGUCCCAGUUAAAUGAAAAAGAAAAAAAAGCUCGACAGCAGCUCCUUGAACAUCCAGUAAUUGCUACUUUUCUUUACAUUCGUGAGCCACCACCGACUACAGUGAGACUGUUGUUGAGAUUUAUCAGAUUAGUACCGGCUGUCUUAUUAUUUGUACCCUGGGACAGCCGGUGGUUUAUCUGGUGCGAAUCGGUUCUGCUCAUUUGUCUCUUCAUAUUCGAAUGUAUUCUGAAUGCCAGUUACAUCACGCACUUUUUUGAUAAACGCAUCAAAAACAAAUUCCAAUCGGUGCCUAAUCUAACAAUCCUCUUCACCAUGCUGGUGGAGAUAGUUUUGAUAGCGUGUUUAAUAUAUUUCACAUCUUUGGAAUACAGCAAGGUCAAUCAGCUGAGCUGUUGCAUCCUACUUGCAGGAUUCGCUACUAAACGAUUCAUUGCCAGCUGGGACUGUUUAGCUGAGAAAAUCCAUUCACUAGACAUAGUUGUGACGAAGAUUAUAUGCAACUUUUUUAUAUGUUCGUUAAUAUUUGGAAUAUUUGCGCUCUCCGUUUACGUGCACGACUCAAACUUUGGGCAAACGUUUGUACUGCCGAACAACACUGCUAGUUCGACUAAUACGAGUAAUACGACCAUUGAGUCAAUAUCCAAAACCGCGAAAUUGAUCGACCAACUGGCGAUGUUUGAUGGAAAGAUAAUUGUGUUGGAUAAGAACAUAGACUUGCCAUUUUAUCGAGUUGGUUUUGUAAGUUUUCUUAUUUUAGUGCCAAUUGCUUUGGCGAACAUAAUAACUGCUUUAGCAAUUACAGAUGUUUCGGAACUCACCGCUCGAUCGAGGUGUGUAAAAAUCGCUCUCAGGAUUAGCAACGCUUUUGUGCCAGAGCAUCCGGCCGUUGAGCUAUGGAGAGGAAUGUCAAAAUAUGUGAAAGAAAAGUGGAGGAGCUCUCGGCUGAGUUGGUGGCGAUCAAAUAGAGCAGUGAACACUAUCAGUAGUAAAUCUUCAAAAGCUAAACUGUGUUUCUCGCUCAGGAACCGCAAUAAUGUCCAAUACAUUGCAAUGUACACUGGACGAAACCAUGAAAUAGAACUUCACAGAGUAAACGACGAAGCCGAGAAGCCGGAAAUUUUAUGGAAAGCAGACGACAAAUUUACCAAAUUAUUAAUAGAUGCUGCGUUUGCUGAUGAAAUCACAUGAGGAUUGUUUUGUUGUUGUUGUGCUGGUUGAUUAAAAACAGUUCAGUUAAACUACAAGCAAAGUUUACAGUUCACAGUUCAGUCUCUGGCCUGUACGGAUAUGUUUGUGAUAAGUACGAUAGACUUUAUUUAAAAAAUCACCAAAGAAGAAACAACCCGGUUGAACAAAUUCCUAAAUAUUGAAGAAUUGUCUAGAACUAGGGUAACUCUGCUUAGUCUAGGAUAGCAUAUAACGUGGUGAUAAUAAUCUAAGUAAUCCAUAAGUGUUCCGGGCCCAACGGCCAAGCUGACCGCGAGGUAUUUGGCCGUUGUGUAACGCUUAAAAACCGUCUGCUACCACGGAACAGUACCGGGUAAAGGUGUUCGGGAGCGUCAACUGUCCAACUGUCGAAAAUUGUUUUAUAAAUAAAGAAACGUUUCAAACAUAA